CCCCCAGAUGCAGGCCUACAACGAGAUCGCGACGCCGGGGCACCACCAUCGUUCCAGGCUGCUGUCAUCUCGACGUGCAGGUUCCGCUGGCUGCCGGGCCCUGGCGAGCUCGACUGCCACGCUCGGAUGACGACGCCGGCACACAUGUACCCAAUUUCACAUGCACGCCGCCCGCAGCAGGUUCGAGCAUGAGAUUUGAGCCCUGGUGCUGCUCCACCUCGGCGCGCAAAUGACAUGCGCCAGGUAACGCCCGUCGCUGCUACCUCUACUACUGCUGCUCAAUGUGGCCAAGUCUCGCAACCUCACCAUGUCCGCCAGAGGACACGAGAGAAAGCAAUGGGCACCUCAUCCCUAUCUGGCUGGCAACUUUGCGCCGGUAACCACAACCUCAGCGCCGCAGCCUGUCGAGUACUCGGGCACCGUGCCAGAUGAGCUCCAAGGGGGCAUGUACGUGCGGAAUGGCGGCAAUCCCAUAUCCAAUUCCGACCUGGGGCGAGACGCCCACUGGUUCGACGGCGAUGGCAUGCUCACGGGCGUUUGGUUUGAUCGCGCUGCAGCCGGUACAAAGCUGCCUACGCCACGCUUUGUCAACCAAUUCAUCCUGACCGAUCUGUGCCUCUCGACUCUUGAAAAUUGCACGUUGAGAACGCCUGUCAUGCCAAGUAUCACCACCUUGGUGAACCCGGUAGCACGAAUGGUCGAAAUUCUCUGGAGGAUCUUUCGAAGCGCCAUCUUGGUUCUCUUGUCGCAUCUUCCUGGCUCUGCGCAAGCCAUCAAGAGGAUCAGUGUCGCCAAUACAAGCAUCUUGUAUCACGACGGACGGGCGCUGGCGACAUGCGAGAGCGGACCUCCUAUACGCAUUCAGCUUCCAGGACUCGAGACUGUCGGGUGGUACGAUGGAAAUCGGACGGAAGGCGAGCCUAUAGAAGAGCAGAGAGAUGACGGCCCUGGUUUUGGUGGCACUGGAAUUAACAGCUGGAUGCGCGAGUGGACCACUGGACAUCCAAAAGUCGACCCUGCGAGUGGUGAAAUGAUGCUCUUUCACUGCAACUUCAUUCCACCAUUCGUCCACUACUCCCUCCUUCCGCAAGAGCAGUCGAAAACCCAGUCGCAGCCAUCGGCGUACAAGAAGUUGCUGAACGCCCCAGUGCCGGGAUGCUCGGGCGGUAAGAUGAUGCACGACUUUGGUGUUUCCAGGCAUCAUACCGUGAUUCUGGAUCUACCACUCACCCUCUCUCCGUUCAACAUGAUGAAGAACAAGCCGAUCGUCGCCUAUGAACCCAAGAAGGCAGCUCGAUUUGGAGUUUUUCCUCGCCGGGUUCCUUCGGCAGUGCGUUGGUUCGAGACCAGUGGUUGCUGCAUUUUCCACACGGCAAAUACUUGGGACGAGUUGGACAGUAUGGGUCACACGGUUGCGGUUAACAUGCUGGCCUGUCGUCUGACUUCCGCAUCCUUGGUAUUCAGCGCAGGAAACCUCACACCCCCGCCGCAUCCGAAUCACAAGGGACCGCAAUAUAACAAGCGAAUGUCCUUCUUUGCGAAGUACGAUGAUGAUGACGGGGUGAAGGACCUAGAGAAGGUUUCAAGUAAUGAACGUACGGCUCUACUAGCGGAAGAUCAUCUCGCAAAAUAUGGUCCCCCAACUCCACCCAUCUCGGAAGACGACGAAGAACAGUGCCGCCUCUAUUACUACCGCUUUGACAUAUCAAAUACCGCAUCCAACAAGAUCACCGACCAAUACGCGUUAUCGAGCAUUCCCUUCGAGUUUCCUACGGUCGCUCCAGAUGUGGAAAUGUCGUUUGCUCGUUUUAUUUACGGUUGCAGCACCUCCAACGCUUCUUUUGGUGCUGCCCUAGGAAAAGCAACAAAAAUCGAUGUGAUCGUCAAGAUGGACGCUGAGACCUUGCUCGCACGUGCGAAGGCCACCCCUCCGGACAGCGUAUCGGGAUGCCUGGAUACACGCUCUGUUCAAGAAGUUAUCGCCGCCAACAACCCCCAGGAUCCUAUCCGCAUCUUCGAACUCCCGCCACAUCACUUCGCGCAAGAAGCGCGGUUCGUAUCUCGGCAAUCUGCCAUCAGUGAAGACGACGGAUUUCUUCUGUUCUACGUGUUCGACGAGUCACAGCUUGACGAAUCUGGCGAGUGCAAGCCUGAUGCGACUAGCGACCUCUGGGUACUCGAUGCUAUGGAUAUGCGGACUGUAAUCUGCAAGAUACAUCUGCCUACAAGGGUACCAUAUGGUCUCCAUGGGAACUGGUUCAGUGAGGAGAAGAUACAAAAACAGCGGGCAGUAGAAACUUUGAGAGAUAUGCCGGUAGAGGGAAAGCGGACAACAUGGAAGAAAGUCAAGGACUAUUUGAUAGAUGCUCUGAGAUAGGCUAAGCCUUUGGUUUUGAACGGAGUUAGUACCGUUGCGCAGCUGGCUGUGCGAUCUGAGGCGGAUAGAUACCCACAAAGUAAUGCAUAAUGUUAUCAACG
Messenger RNA from Paraphaeosphaeria sporulosa, 2478 nucleotides. RefSeq names its product carotenoid oxygenase. The transcript has 2 exons. Gene Ontology annotation, molecular function: carotenoid dioxygenase activity. Gene Ontology annotation, biological process: carotene catabolic process. The coding region runs from base 308 to 2377 and encodes 689 amino acids. The record is from RefSeq and is a predicted model, not a curated record. NCBI's taxonomy places the organism in Eukaryota, Fungi, Ascomycota, Dothideomycetes, Pleosporales, Didymosphaeriaceae.